Prosopis cineraria is the source of this 1300-nucleotide messenger RNA. RefSeq names its product peroxidase 47. Gene Ontology annotation, cellular component: plant-type cell wall; plasmodesma. Lineage: Eukaryota; Viridiplantae; Streptophyta; Magnoliopsida; Fabales; Fabaceae. Gene Ontology annotation, biological process: hydrogen peroxide catabolic process; response to oxidative stress. Bases 71 to 1042 code for a protein of 323 amino acids. The transcript has 4 exons. Gene Ontology annotation, molecular function: peroxidase activity; heme binding. The record is from RefSeq and is a predicted model, not a curated record.
UCUCAUUAUGUCUUCAUCCACUACUAUAUAUAUAUAUAUAUAUAUAUAACUGUGGCUUUGGGUUUCAGGUAUGUUGCACGAAAAAACUUGUUCUGCUAUGGCGAACUUGGUAAGAGUGUUGGUGAUGAUAGUGAUAAUGAGUGGUGUGAGAUUUAUUAUUAUUGGAGCAGAUGGUUUGGAUAUGAAUUACUACUUGGCGAGCUGUCCCUUCGUUGAACCAAUUGUUAAGGACACUGUAAACAGAGCUCUGCAGAAUGAUCCCACUCUUGCUGCUGCUCUUCUUAGAAUGCACUUCCAUGAUUGCUUCAUCCAGGGAUGUGAUGGAUCGGUUCUGAUCGAUUCAACAAAAGGAAACACAGCAGAAAAAGAUUCACCAGCGAAUCUGAGCUUGAGAGGGUAUGAGAUCAUAGACGAUAUCAAAGAACAGGUUGAACAACAAUGUCCUGGAGUCGUUUCAUGUGCUGACAUUCUUGCAAUGGCUGCUAGAGACGCUGUUUUCUUUCAGGCUGGAGGACCAGUAUAUGACAUACCAAAAGGAAGAAAAGAUGGAAGAAGAUCAAGAAUUGAAGACACAAUCAAUCUGCCAGCCCCAACCCUUAAUGCUUCCCAGCUCAUCAGGAUGUUUGCCCAGCAUGGCUUUACUGCUCAACAGAUGGUUGCUCUCUCUGGAGGACAUACUCUAGGAGUGGCAAGAUGUUCGUCGUUCAAAAACCGACUGAACAAGGCUGAUCCGGCAUUGGAUUCGGAGUUCGCAAAGACAUUAUCGAAGACAUGCCGCGGCGGAGACAACUCGGAGCAGCCGUUCGACCCCACGAGGAACGACUUCGACAACCUGUACUAUAAUGCUCUGUUGAGGAAGAAUGGGGUUCUUACGUCCGACCAAACACUGUACAGCAACCCCACAACCAGGAACUUCGUUAAUGGCUAUGCACUGAACCAGGCCAUGUUCUUCUUUGAUUUCCAGCAGGCCAUGGUCAAAAUGAGCUUGCUUGAUGUCAAAGAUGACGGAGAAGUUCGUGAGAACUGUCGGAAAAUCAACUGAUCUUUUCUAGGCUUCCAUGGUUAUGUCUGGACACUUUGAAUUGUACUUAGUACGUGCAUGAUGGCAUAUAUUACUUGACGGUUUGAUCAUAUUUUAAUAAUUGCAUGAGAGUGGGUUGCACUAAGUUAGAAUUUCCUUUUUUAUUUUUUGGUAGCAAAGUGGGAUGUAUUCGAACAAAAUCAAGCGCUAUAAAGUAUGGGAACGGAUAUCCGAAUUCUAUUGGCAAAUAACAGAGGAAGAAGAUCGCGAGUGUUCUAA